Molecule: messenger RNA, 324 nt
Organism: Rangifer tarandus platyrhynchus (Svalbard reindeer)
Lineage: Eukaryota; Metazoa; Chordata; Mammalia; Artiodactyla; Cervidae
Source: the annotation of a GenBank genome assembly
AUGCAGGUUGAGCAUCCGCCCGCCCACCGGCCAGGCUCAGCGUCCCUGGGAGAGGAAGUGCGGGUCUGCGUCUGGGCCCGAGAGGGGAAGGUGACAGGGCCUCUGGGCAAGGUGCUUCCUGCGCGGCCACAGGGCCCCACCUGCCAGCAGGGGUCUGCCUGGCUCCUGGCAAAGUCUCGGGCUCCCGUUUGUUGUAGGCGCUCCUGGGGGAAAGCCAAACAUAGCAGCAGGCAGCAAAGAAGGCAUCCUGUCCCGCCGCCAACAGACAGUGGCGGCGCUCUGUGGCAGAGGGCUGCGGAAAGCCUGCUCGGCCCUCUGCCCUGA